Molecule: messenger RNA, 618 nt
Organism: Notodromas monacha
Lineage: Eukaryota; Metazoa; Arthropoda; Ostracoda; Podocopida; Cyprididae
Source: the annotation of a GenBank genome assembly
AAGACGGGAGUGGAAGUGCCAAACAAGUACCGGAUAAAAAAUUCCCUGGGAAACCGGAUAUACUGUGCGGAAGAAAAGUCUUCCGGAUUUCAAAGAGCGAUUUUUGGACCUUCCAGAAGUUUCAAGGUCCGCAUUUGCGAUAAUUAUGAGCAAGAAGUGCUGAGCUUCAGUAGACCCCUGAGGUGCUCUUGCUGUUUAUUCUUCUGCUGUCUUCAACUCCUGGAAGCAAGGACAAAUGCAGGUUAUCGAAUAGGCACAGUUGAACAAAGCUGGUCUUUACUUAGACCAACUUUCAUCAUCAAAGACGAUAUGGGAGUCGCCAAACUCAAGGUUGUUGGGCCAUGUGGCCGUGCUUGUUUCAGCUCAUCAGACGUCACUUUCCAAAUUUUCUCGAUGGAAAAACCCGGCGAGAAGCUCGGGAAAAUCGUGGAAAGACGGAUUUCGAAUUUGCUGGAGAAAAAUCGCACGGACGCCGACAUGUUCGGGGUUUCGUUCCCCAUCAAUUUGGACGUCAAACUGAAAGCAGUUCUCAUCGGAACAGAUUUUAUGUACUUUGAGAAUCGAGCGAAGAAGGAGAAAAAUCCUCCGGUCGACAAACGAUCUGCAACCACCGACAGA